AGUUAUUUCUGAACCUCUGCGCAAUGCACUAUCGUUAACGGACGUCUUUUUCGGUUUGCUCAUUUAUCGACAUUAGGCAAAUGUUUUUUUCUUAAAGAAUUCUUUUCAAAAAAUUAUAAAUCGUGCGAUUCAUGGAAUUAGUUUGUGUAUUAAGUGCAUGAAAUAAACUUUAUUACUCUAAUUAUGCAAUAAAAGAUUAUUAAUAAUAAUUAAAACAUAAAAAAUGUUUUAUGGAAAAAUGGAAAAAUGGUUGCUUGUGUGGCUUUUGUGUUAAAUAAAUUUGUGUGAAAUACUCAUAAAGAAAUUCAAUUCUCCUCGAAGGCACUCCCAUUGAAAUACAACUACGUACAGCUUUCCUAUUUGAAAGCGAAAUAUCAUCGCGGAAUACUAAUGAAAUAUAAAUUUUUCCGUGCGAAUACAUCAGUUGAGUUUGUUGUGUUAAGAUGAAAACUUUAACAUACACGAUUUGUUGAAAAGCAAGAAAAAUCUUGAGUUCGUUCUACGUAACACAGGAGUGAAUAAUAUGUGGUGCAAAAUAUUGACUAAUAAACUGUGGCGCCAUCAUAAUCGGUUCAAAAUGAUGCUCCAAUGGAAGAGAUUAAUUUUAUUACCGAUUUUAGUAAUACUUUUAAGUAAUUUAAGUAUAAAAAAUAUAUUAGUAAGUGCGAGUCAAUCGGGUAUCUACAUCGACAAUGGACUCGAUCAAACAGUGAUGCAACGUACUUUGGAUGAGGAUGACAAAAUUCAUGUUUCAUAUGAAAUAUUGGAAUUUUUAGGUUUAGCUGAAAGACCCCGACGGAAGCAUUCACAUCUGUCAUUAAGAAAAUCUGCACCGCAAUUUUUGCUUGAUGUUUACCAUAGAUUGACAGAGGAAGAAACCGCAGAAUCUCUCUCUCGCUCGAAACGAGAUCUACAAGAACAAGAGAAUUUUAUAACCGAUCUAGAUAAGAAAGCUAUCGAUCAAAGUGAUAUUAUAAUGACGUUCCUAAAUAAAAACCACCAUGUAGACGAAGUACGGCAUGAGCAUGGACGACGGCUUUGGUUUGAUGUUUCCGAUGAAAAUGUGCCUGAUAAUAAUUACUUAAUGAUGGCCGAGCUGCGAAUUUAUCAAAAUCCAGCACAUGGCAAAUGGAUGACUAGUAACAAAGAGUUUACAAUAAGUGUUUAUUCCAUUGUAAAUAUGGAUGGCCAAAGAGAACUAGAAAUAUUAUCAUCGGUAAAUACAACUUCUGAUUAUCAAGGUUGGCUAGAAUUGAAUGUAACAGAAGGUCUAGCACUAUGGCUCAAAAAUCAAGAAGAAAACAAAGGUCUUUAUAUUGGCGCUCAUGCAGUGCAUAAGCCUGAACGAGAAGUAAAACUUGAUGAUAUUGGUUUAGUACAUCCAAAAGGUACAAGUGAUGAUGAAUAUCAGCCAUUUAUGAUUGGAUUUUUCAGAGGUCCUGAGCUUAUCAAAACAGCAAAAACACAUAGCCGUAAGAAACGUAACACACAACACGUACGCAGAAGAAAAAAAUCAGAAAUGGUUAAUCCACUAUUUGAAGGACCGGUGGAGAGUAUGCGAAGCUGUCAAAUUCAGACAUUAUAUAUUGAUUUCAAAGAUUUAGGCUGGCAUGACUGGAUUAUAGCACCUGAGGGUUAUGGUGCCUUUUACUGUGCCGGUGAAUGCAAUUUUCCUUUGAAUGCACAUAUGAAUGCUACAAAUCAUGCUAUUGUACAAACUCUAGUGCAUCUUAUGGAACCGAAAAAAGUACCGAAGCCAUGCUGUGCUCCUACUCGCCUAGGUGCACUUCCGGUACUUUACCAUCUCAAUGAAGAAAAUGUUAAUUUGAAAAAAUACAAAAAUAUGAUAGUGAAAAGUUGCGGGUGCCAUUAAAAUAAUUACAAUUGGAACAUAACUGACCUCUACAAAUGAAGUGUAUACUUUCCUGUGAAUACUUACAUAUAUACAAUUUAUUUUUGUAUACAUAUUAAUGUGUGAAGUUAAUUCUUUCUCAUAAUUAACUUAAUUUAAACUUAAAUUAGUAUUUAAGUGAUUUUUUAUACGUGAUCCAAUAUGAAUGAUAUUUUCUUAUAUUGGGGUAUAAUUUAAGAGUAAUAUUAUUCAGAUUUUAUUUUUAUUUUAUUUUAUUAUUCCACAUUGGAUGUCAAAACAAACCUAAAACUUAUAGAUUGGUUUGUUAUAAAUAAAAAAAACUUAGAAUUAUUACUGAUAUGUAUUUAAAUAUAAUUGCUGAAAUGUUUUUAAUAAGAUAAAAUAAUAUAUAAUAAACAAUUCGACUUAUAAAAUU
Teleopsis dalmanni is the source of this 2288-nucleotide messenger RNA. RefSeq names its product protein 60A-like. Bases 524 to 1873 code for a protein of 449 amino acids. Gene Ontology annotation, cellular component: extracellular region. NCBI's taxonomy places the organism in Eukaryota, Metazoa, Arthropoda, Insecta, Diptera, Diopsidae. The record is from RefSeq and is a predicted model, not a curated record. The transcript is spliced from 6 exons. Gene Ontology annotation, molecular function: growth factor activity; cytokine activity. Gene Ontology annotation, biological process: SMAD protein signal transduction; BMP signaling pathway.